Seminavis robusta is the source of this 3251-nucleotide messenger RNA. NCBI's taxonomy places the organism in Eukaryota, Bacillariophyta, Bacillariophyceae, Naviculales, Naviculaceae. The record is from the annotation of a GenBank genome assembly.
CUGAAUUUUUGCGCUACCGGGAUCGCUGAAGACCUUUAAUUACCAUCUUAGGCCCAUGCGUUUUGUUCUGGCGAGGGAUCGACUGAGUCGAGAUCAGUCACUGGCACCAUCCAACCCCAUGGGUCUCAACGCCGCGGUCGAUGGAGGCAGGAAUUUGAAAUUCAUUCGAAUGUAAGUAGCCCCAAGGCACAUGCUGAGCUAUCGUCGCUCCGAGUAGUUGGCGACGCCGUAAUACCAAAUAAACUUCAUUGUCACCCUUUGGAGUAGAUAGGUGCUUGAGUUGCCCCCACCAACAACAACAAGCAAAACCAAUCACUUUCUGCUCUUGACCUCGUUGGUGCCCAGAUAGGUACCAUAGUUAGUCAAGGCCAGUCAGUCAAUCAAGACGAAGGAAGGCGUAGGUACGGGAAGUUCUGGAUCGUUUCUCGGUCGGUUGUAGGAAACGGUCAAUUCAAUAACCAGAAGAUCCAAAUCAACAAUAACAAACCACUUGUGGAGUCAGCCGUUUCUUCCCAUCGGCGUCAGUCAAUAAGCUCCGCUAGGGUAUAUACCCCCAUCCGACUCAACUCACAAAAAGUUGGAGACUACAGUUCUGAUCCGAUCAAGUCCAAGUCAGGCCCAGACUAGCUUUUUAAUCACUCAAUUCCACCGCCUGCGACAAUGACGACCUCGACGGCGCAACCAAUGGAUGUGAGCGUUCAGAUGACGAAUGCUUACUCUCCUCCGGGAGAACGACAGUUCCAGAAACCCGCCAUGUCGACCCCGGGAACCACUUGCAGCUCGGAAGCAUCAGAACCAUCCACAAUGGGAAGCAGUUUUGGAGCCUCCAACACCAUGACGAACUAUUCGAGCUCUAACUCGACAACCACUAGUCCGCAACACAUGGGUAGCAUCACCAACAACAAUACCAACAACACACCUCGGAAUAGCGCCAGCAAUAAUAACUUGACGGGAAACCGAAGAUCCAUCCGCUUGUCGCUACCCUCCCCAUCCCGGCCGCGGCUCGACCCUCAGUAUGCGGCUCGGUUGGCCAAGCCCGCCAUUCGAAGAAUGUCGCCAUCCAAUGGUCUCAUUCCACCGCCGGGAAUCACGCGGGAUAAAAAUGAAGCCAUCUUUCGACCAACACCCAUUCUUUCCGGUACCACUGCUGAUUUCAUACCCAACACGAACAGCUAUUCCGAGAAUACCGGUACUACUGCAAGUCCUAUUCAGCGAGGUAGCAGUGCCAAGUACUUUUUCCAUCAUUCGCCUCCCAAUCGAUUCUCAUCCUCAAGCCAGAACAGUGCCAGCAGUAACUUUGCGGGAUACUUGUCCGGAGGGUCGCCCUCGUCGUCCGUCACGUCAUCCACCACGAGCAAUGCCACCUCCCGAUCUUAUUCCAGACGGUCUUCUACGGCAUCAUCGUCGCUGUCGGACAUUGGUGCCUCGGAUCGAUUCAUCCCUUCCAGAGCCACUUCCAACUUUGGAGGGGUCAAUCUCUGGGAAGGAAUCAUUGCGGCUCGGCGGUCGUCUGGUAGUGAUCACAGUAGCAACGGCAGCAAUCCACAUUCACAUCAGCAUCAGCAUCAUCAUCAUCACCACCACCACCAUCAUCAUCAUCAUGCCUCGCAUAACAGCAAUGCUGGUGGGGGCAAUCUCAACGGUGCGGCUCCGGAUGAUACCAGUGGGGCAGGAGCGGCCGGUCAAAUUGCCAACGCGGAUGGAUCGGAUCCUUCUGCUGCAGAAGGUGCUGCCAGUCCGAAUGGCCGAUCCAGUGAUGGAAGUGCUUCGUCACAGCCCAAUCUACUCAAUGUCCUCCUACGGUCCGAGUUGUUGGGGGAGAACAUGAACCCCUUUGCGAGUACGUCAUCUUCCUCUCCGGCGCAAUCAUCAUCUCAGCAUUACAGCAACAUACAGCAACAACAGCAAUCAUCCCAUCCGUUGGAACCUCUUCGAGAAGGCGGCAAUCACUUGCACUUUCAAAGUCCACGACAGCUCUACCAGAGCAAUGUGCUGGACAAUGACACUACACUGUAUUCGGGACCCACAUCUGUCGUUAAUGCAUUCUCACUGACACCCGUCCGAAGUGCUGCCAGUCAACGACUCAUGGCUGCGCCGCAAAAGCGAAAACGACGCAUCUCCAAAGUACCCUUCAAGGUACUGGAUGCACCCGCCUUGCAGGAUGACUUUUACUUGAAUCUUGUUGAUUGGUCGUCCCAGAAUGUACUGGCGGUUGGAUUGGGAUCGUGCGUCUAUCUAUGGAGUGCCUGUACUUCCAAGGUUACCAAGUUGUGCGAUUUGGCACAAUCCGAAGAUAUCGUCACGUCGGUUUCCUGGGCGCAACGAGGAACGCAUCUGGCAGUGGGGACCAAUCGUGGUGAAGUCUUGUUGUGGGAUACCAUCAAGUGCAAAAAGGUUCGCACCAUGGCUGGUCAUUCGGCCCGUGUCGGGACCUUGGCUUGGACAGGACCCGUACUGGCUAGUGGAAGUCGAGAUCGCUUGAUUUACUUGCGAGAUGUUCGAGUGCAAGCUUCCUUCACCGACAGAUUGGCAGCACACAAGCAAGAAGUCUGUGGACUUCGCUGGUCUUUUGACGAACCGUCCUUUUUGGCGUCGGGAGGGAAUGAUAAUCAGCUGCAUGUAGUGGACAGUCGUAAUCCGACUCAACCAGUGCAGCGGUUCUCGGAUCAUACGGCGGCAGUCAAAGCCAUUGCGUGGUCUCCUCAUCAACACGGUCUCUUGGCUAGCGGUGGUGGUACUGCUGACCGGUGCAUUCGCUUUUGGAAUACACUGAGUGGCACCAGCCUCAGUUGCGUCGAUACGGGAAGUCAGGUCUGCAAUCUGGCGUGGUCGCAGAAUUGCAACGAGAUUGUCAGUACUCAUGGAUAUUCUCUGAAUCAAAUUGUGGUUUGGAGAUAUCCUAGCAUGAGCAAGGUCGUGACUCUCACGGGUCACACGUACCGAGUGCUGUACUUGGCCAUGUCACCAGAUGGAUCCACCAUUGUCACUGGUGCCGGGGAUGAAACACUUCGAUUCUGGCAAGUGUUUCCAGGACCACGGUCGGAUAGCAAGAACAGUUCCGGCGGACUUCUUUUCCCCAACACAUUGGGGUCCGUAAUUCGCUGAGCGAGCAAUGACUCGCCGACGGUACCUCAUCUCUGGUGUAGGCAGCUGGCGAUUUUAACAUCCAUCACGAGAAAACAAAAACUAUUAAGAAGUUUUACUGACAGCUAGCUCAUUAAAGUCAAAAUUCUAGUUGCUUUGCUUUCUAU